AUGGGACAAUCAGUAUCAUCUCAGGAACCGGAACCUACCCAGGAAAGUGAUCCACAACUCGGAAAUGGUACAACCGAGGAAAUAGAGCAAGAAUACAAUGAUAGGGUUCUGCGACAAUUUAAUGCCUCUGAAUUGUACACAUUUAAAUGCAGAGUUGGAAUGACUAGACAGCUGAACGAUGUAGUACUUGAACAGGAGUUGCUCGAAUGGCUCUGUCUACCCUUGGAGGGUCAUCUUCAGCAGCCGUCAAAGUUACUAGUAGGCGUAAUAAAAGUAUUAGGUCAGUUCCCAUUCAUCAGCAAUACGGGGGGCAAUUUGACUGCUGUGUCACUUCUAAAAGCUGUGAUUCUCAUUAAUAGAGGGAAGUGCUUGAAGUAUAUCGGUAAUAAAUCCUAUAACCAUUUGGAAUUGAUAUUCAUGGCAUUGUAUCUUGCACAGGAUUCUCAUGACUCGACAAAAAAAGAGAGUUACGAUCCAAAGGAACCACACAAUAUAGAGAAGGUUAUUUCCAGCUACGAUGGGAACAGUGACUGUGUCUCAGAAAUUACAGUACAAGCUGAUAAUUUGUUACAGUUUACAACUAUGCUGUUGCUUCUGUCGGCCAGAAUUCCAAGACCCAACUCCCAAAUCGAUCUGAAAACAGCAGAUAAUGAUUGGGCCAAGUAUGAGAAAUCUGCAUACAACGUGAUUCGGACGAUGAACAGUUCAAUAAUCUCCAGUUGUCAGACGCACACCAUCAGUUUCCACCAAUUCUAUGACGUCAUAUCCAUCCUACUCCCCACUAUACUAACCACCCUCGACAACCUCCUGCAGCAUCUUUUAUACACACCGGACCAGCUUGUCGACCAUACAGCGUUGGGCCCCACUUUCACCGAGACGAAAGUGAUGAACCACGGAUCAUUUGCUCUCUUGCAAUUUGCCCUGGCAGACAAGGGGUACCCUAUCAGCAAGCUUCAAAAGUUGUACGUGGGGAGGGACAGUGGGUUUUCCAUGAGGUCUUUCCAAGGAAAAGUGUUCCACUGGCAUGCACCUACACUACUUUUUGUCAGUGGUUCCCGAAUCCAAGACGAUGACGACUACAGUAAAAACAAAAACCCGCGCUACUCCAAGUUCUUAGAGGACUUCAGAAAGCUGAGAGACACCGAUCAGCAGCUGAGUCCCUGUCUUUUGAAGAAAAGGAAGGUAAUGUUCGUGAUCUACAUAGAGUCUCCCUGGAGGGUCACUAAUAAGGAUUAUUUUAGCGCGGGUAGGACAACCAUCUUCCAGUUGUCACCGGAGCUGGAUAUAUUCAAGGCCAACAGAGAUGAUGUUGUGUACUUCAAUACAAUGGGUGGCGGGAUUGGAAUUGGGGAUACGCAACCAUAUACGAAGGUGAACUAUCGAGAGUACCGUCCUGGUAACAUCUCUCUAACGCUGGACAGUUCAUUAGAGUUUGGUGCAUUUCGAAAUGUGGGCCCAGGUGGGAUGUUUGAACCCGGGGCUCUAUUCACGCGAAGAAACGGCGACGGUGUGGUUACCAGCAAUAGUUACGAACUGCGAUUUCUGAUUCAGGACGUGGAAGUAUGGGGUUGUGGUGGUGAGAAAGAAUUGAGCGAACAGAUGAAGCAGCUCCAGUGGGAGGAAACAGAGGCAAAGCGCCGGCAGCACGUCAAUUUGAAAAGUUUGAGCGAAGACAGAGCUUUGCUAGAGAUGGCGGGGCUCGUUGGCCAGCAUCAGAGUGGCGGGUCGAUAUAA
Molecule: messenger RNA, 1734 nt
Organism: Huiozyma naganishii CBS 8797
Lineage: Eukaryota; Fungi; Ascomycota; Saccharomycetes; Saccharomycetales; Saccharomycetaceae
Gene: RTC5
Product: Rtc5p
Exons: 1
Coding region: 1-1734 (577 amino acids)
Source: RefSeq, a predicted model, not a curated record